AUGCACAACCCGCACUUUGAAGAGUUACGGACGAAGCUCGCUGACACCUUUUCGCAAGUGAACCGCAUUACUGUGGGUAGCAUGUUCACAGGAUGGGGUGUCUUGGAGAUGGUGCUCCACUCCCUGGAACGCCUGUGGAACCAAGCCCACUCUGAGGACGCUCACUUUGAGGUUGGUGGUGUUGAAUUGAAGUUCAUGGCGGAGUGCGAGAAGAAGAAGCAAGCGUACUUGGAGUCCAGGUUCCCAGGUGCCUGCAUCUUCAGCGAUGUGGCAGACAUGAAGUCUUUGCGGGCUCGGACAUCAAACGGGGGUUCACACGAAGUCCCCGUUGAUCUACUGGUGGGAGGAUUCCCCUGUGUCAAUGUUUCUCACCUCACCUCAACGCCGGGAUCGGUGACAGAUGAGAGUUGCUCAUCCGGCCGUGGCUAUCUUGGGUUGGAAAACUAUGUGACGUGGCGAAAGCCCAGUCUGAUCCUCAUGGAGAACGUGGCAUCGCUGUUCGAGAAACGGAAAGUUGAAGAUGGUCAGACGGCGUUUGCCGUCAUCAAGGGGCGGCUUGAGAGGCUGGGAUACACCGUGUCCGGAGAAGUGCACAACACGGCAGACUACGGCUUGCCUCAGCAAAGGCGUCGCGCUUGGGUCUUGGCAGUCUUGAUGCCGGAGUUGGACUGUCGUCCUGAUGGUCUGAGCAAGUGUGUUCGCAGCUUCCAGCGUUGGAAUUGCCCUUUGAACCGCUGUGUUGACCUGAACCUCAAACACCUACCCCGCAAAGAUUCCAAUCGUGGUGGGGAGAAAUGGCGUGAGGCUUUCAAAGAACUGGGUGACACUUACGGAAAGGCAAAGCUCCAGAAGCGUGUCCAGCAACUGCGCAUCUUGGCAACGGGGUGCAAUGAGCGUGAGCUGGCCAUUCUUGCAGUUUGCGUGGAGGAUCUUUUGACCAACCGGAAUUUUGAUGCCAUGAAAGAACUUGCUGUCAUUCAGGAUCAGAACUUCAACCGGCAGACCAUCCCAAAGUCCAACUUUGAGCUAGCUCGCCUCCAGGGCAUUGGAACGACGGAUUGGGUGCACUACAACAUGUCUGAGGACCCUCCAACCCCUGGCACUUUCUUCACGACUUCCAUCCUUCAGUGGAGCUUCGCGAAGCAGAGCUUUUGGAGGAUACCAGAUAUGGCCACGGUGAUGGACAUCGCCAAGAGCAUUACCUUGGGUGAGAUCAUCGGGAUGAGAAUGCCUUCUGACCUGGAGUUGGAGCAGGUGCAAAAUGCCCUGCAGUUUGAUGAUGGCGGUAUGCGGGGUCUUGCGUGUGCAUUGGUGUGGUGUGGCAUUACGCUCACAGUCCAAGCGGCCAUGGACAUGUACAACAACAAUCCUGAAAUCUCUGCCCAUGGCGGCACGGGGAAGGACAAAGUUGGCGCUGGGAGCCUCGUCUUGGACGGCAAGAAACAGUAUGCUAUCAAACAUUGGUUUGAAUGCACCUCCGAUGAGGCCCACGAGCAAGUGCAGAUCGCCUUGCGAGAUGCUGCUUUCCAAUUCGGACCAUUUGGAGAGCAGCUGUCCAUGCUGAAGCUUCUGUUCUUGGAAUCCCAAUCUGGAUUGACUCCUUUGUCAGGUUGUGAUUUGAGCCCUGUGAACAAUGAGCCGACAGUGACCAUCAACUGGGCCCUUCCGAUGGACGGCCCCACCCAAGGAAUUCUCUUCCUCCGAAUUCGGAAAGCAUUUGAACGAGCCACUGCGAUCAUUGACCAGCCCAGUGACAGAAAGAAAUAUCGAAUGAACGAGGAGGACUUGAUGAACCUUCGCAAUUUGGUAUGUCUUUGGACUCAAAUAAGAUGUUUCUGCUCCACUCGCACCAAGGAGUUUGAGGCACUGGACCAGUCAAUUCGUUUGAACAACUCCAAGGACCAUGAGCUGCAAGCCAUUCUGGAUGCACGUCCAUCUCAGUUUGGGAUUUCUAUGCUCCCAUGUGCCCAAAAAGAAGCCGUUGACACACUCCGUUCCGAGGAGGAGGGGAGAGUUAUGGAAGUUGAGAAGGAGCACUUGGCCGUGCGUGAUGCACGGUGGUCUUACUUCAAGAAUGCCCUGCUGCGUGACCAGGAGAAACUCAAGAUGGUCCAGGACGCCCCCAGCAAGCUUGAAGCUUUGAAGCACCGCAAGCAGAUUGCAUUUCGCCUCCAACAGGCCAAGGUUGGUGAAAAGGUCAUCAAGUCCUAUGGUGACAAGUUCUUUCGAUGUGAUCUGGUUGGCAAACCGGAGCUGGCCCAGCAAAAGAUCAACGAGUACCGCUCCUUUGUAGCCAAGAGCACUGGUUGCAAAGCUGACCAAGAUAUUUACAUGAUCGUGGUGGUGGACCUGAAUGUUCCUGGGGCGAAGAACUCUGAGACAUUGAAUGAAUUGUGCUCCUGCAUUCAGUUCUGCAAUGAUCUCGCACCAACCCGGACCAUUUGCAUGCUGGAGCUGCCGGAGACAGCAAAAAAAACAUCGAAGCGCGGCCUUGCAGACGAGGAGGCAGAGGUCCAAACCGCCCUAUGGCGAUUCAACUCUGGCCGCUUGGUGGGAAACUUGGAUGGGGCUCAGGAAAAUGUCUUCCUCACGACUUCAGAGCUGGGCUUGUGUGGGCGACCACUUCAAGGUGAGGAGGACAUCGUCCUUCCACUCAGCAAGGACAUGCUCCUUCCGGAGUCCCUUGAUGCCGAGUCUGACUUGAAGCAAGCGGAGCGCCAACGGCCGAGCAUUGAAGCAUGCCAAGCUCAAAAGCUGAAGGACAAGCCUUGCAUCAUCUUGAACCUCACUGGGUACAUCGAGGAUGUUGGGUGUGCUGUUUCUUGGCUUUUGGGUGGAGAAUUUGGAAUGACUUAUCAUUAUCAGUGCGUCCAACCAUCGCUACAUUGA
Molecule: messenger RNA, 2889 nt
Organism: Durusdinium trenchii
Lineage: Eukaryota; Dinophyceae; Suessiales; Symbiodiniaceae
Source: the annotation of a GenBank genome assembly